UGUUUCUUACCCCUUAAGGAUUUCAGUUUUUCUGAUUGUUAAAUGAAAGGAUGAUUGCUCACAAACAGAAAAAGACAAAGAAAAAACGUGUUUGGGCAUCAGGCCAACUCUCUGCUGAUGUUACAUCUUCUGAAAUGGGGCUCAAGUCCUUAAGUUCCAACUCCAUUUUUGAUCCGGAUUACAUCAAGGAGUUGGUGAAUGAUAUCAGGAAGUUCUCCCAUAUGUUACUGUAUUUGAAAGAAGCUAUUUUUUCAGACUGUUUUAAAGAAGUCAUUCACAUACGUCUGGAUGAACUUCUUCGCGUCUUAAAGUCUAUAAUGAAUAAACAUCAGAACCUCAAUUCUGUUGAUCUUCAAAAUGCUGCAGAAAUGCUUACAGCCAAAGUGAAAGCUGUGAACUUCACAGAAGUUAAUGAAGAAAACAAAAACGAUAUCUUCCAAGAAGUUUUUUCUUCCAUUGAAACUUUGGCAUUUACCUUUGGCAAUAUCCUUACAAAUUUCCUUAUGGGAGAUGUAGGCAAUGAUUCAUUAUUGCGACUGCCUGUUUCUCGGGAAAGUAAGUCUUUUGAAAACAUUUCUGUGGAAUCAGUGGACUCACCCAAUGAAAAAGGAAAUUUUUCUCCUAUAGAACUAGACAGUGUGCUGUUAAAGAAUACUGACUCUAUAGAAUUGGCUUUGUCAUAUGCUAAAACAUGGUCAAAAUAUACCAAGAACAUAGUUUCGUGGGUUGAAAAAAAGCUUAAUUUAGAAUUGGAGUCCACCAGAAACGUUAUAAAGUUAGCAGAGGCAACUAGAACUAAUAUCGGCCUACAGGAGUUUAUGCCACUGCAGUCUCUAUUUACCAAUGCUCUUCUUAAUGAUAUAGAGAGCAGUCACCUGUUACAGCAAACAAUUGCAGCUCUCCAAGCCAACAAAUUUGUGCAGCCUCUACUUGGGAGGAAGAAUGAAAUGGAAAAACAAAGGAAAGAAAUAAAAGAACUUUGGAAACAAGAACAAAAUAAAAUGCUUGAAACAGAGAUUGCUCUUAAAAAGGCAAAAUUGUUAUGCAUGCAACGUCAAGAUGAAUAUGAAAAAGCGAAAUCUUCUAUGUUCCGUGCAGAAGAGGAGCAUCAGUGUUCUAGUGGUGGAUUAAGUAAAAACCUCAACAAGCAACUAGAAAAAAAGCGAAGGUUGGAAGAGGAGGCUCUUCAAAAAGUUGAAGAAGCAAAUGAACUCUACAAAGUUUGUGUGACAAAUGUUGAAGAAAGACGAAACGAUCUAGAAAAUACCAAAAGAGAAAUUUUAACGCAACUCCGAACACUUGUUUUCCAAUGUGAUCUUACCCUUAAAGCUGUAACAGUGAACCUCUUCCAGAUGCAGCACCUGCAGGCCGCCUCCCUGGCGAACAGCUUGCAGUCUCUCUGUGAUAGUGCCAAACUCUAUGACCCAGGCCAAGAGUACAGCGAAUUUGUCAAGGCCACAAGUUCAGUUGAAGAAGAAAAAGUUGAUGGGAAUCUAAAUAAACAAUUAACAAAUAGUUCCCAAACUUCUGGAUAUGGACCUACGGACUCCUUAGAGGACGUCGUACGCCCUCCUGACAGCUCUAAUAAAAUUGAAGAGGACAGAUGCUCUAACAGUACAGAGAUGACAGGUCCUUCUUUUAUAAGAUCAUGGACAUUUGGGAUGUUCAGUGACUCAGAGAGCACUGGUGGGAGCAGUGAAUCUAGAUCUCUGGAUUCAGAAUCUAUCAGUCCAGGAGACUUUCAUCGAAAACUUCCACGAACUCCAUCCAGUGGAACCAUGUCUUCUGCAGAUGAUCUAGAUGAAAGAGAACCGCCUUCCCCUUCAGAAGCUGGACCCAAUUCCCUUGGAGCUUUUAAAAAAACACUGAUGUCAAAGGCAGCUCUCACUCACAAGUUUCGCAAAUUGAGAUCUCCCACAAAAUGUCGGGAUUGUGAAAGCAUCGUUGUAUUCCAGGGUGUUGAAUGUGAAGAGUGUCUCCUUGUUUGUCACCGAAAGUGUCUGGAAAAUUUAGUCAUCAUUUGUGGUCAUCAGAAACUUCCAGGAAAAAUACACUUAUUUGGAGCAGAUUUCACACAAGUUGCAAAAAAGGAACCAGAUGGCAUCCCUUUUAUACUUAAAAUAUGUGCCUCAGAGAUUGAAAAUAGAGCUUUGUGUCUACAGGGAAUUUAUCGUGUGUGUGGAAACAAAGUAAAAACUGAAAAACUGUGUCAAGCUUUUGAAAAUGGAAUGCACUUGGUAGACAUUUCAGAAUUUAGUUCUCAUGACAUAUGUGAUGUCCUGAAAUUAUACCUUCGACAGCUCCCAGAACCAUUUGUUUUAUUCCGGUUGUACAAGGAAUUUAUUGACCUUGCAAAAGAGAUCCAACAUGUAAAUGAAGAACAUGAGACAAAAAAAGAUACCCCUGAGGACAAAAAAUGGCCAAAUACGUGUAUAGAAAUAAAUCGGAUACUCCUAAAAAGCAAAGACCUUUUACGACAACUGCCAGCAUCAAAUUUUAAUAGUCUUCAUUACCUCAUUAUACAUCUUAGGCGGGUGGUAGAUCAUGCAGAAGAAAACAAGAUGAACUCCAAGAACUUGGGGGUUAUAUUUGGACCAAGUCUCAUUAGGCCCAGGCCCACAACCGCUCCUGUCACCAUCUCCUCUCUUGCUGAAUACUCCAGUCAAGCACGGUUGGUAGAGUUCCUCAUUAGCUACUCACAGAAGAUCUUCGACGGGUCCCUCCAGCCGCAAGAUGUGGGUAGCACAGGUGUCACUGCACCUCACGUGGAUCCAAGCUGUCUUUUAAAGCCUCUGUUAUCAGAAGAAAGAGACCAAGAACAUUCUGUGAAGUCACUUUUUUUUUCUUCAAAGGAAGAUAUGCGUAGUGCAGACAGUGAAAGCAAAAUUCGUGAGCCAUCUGCAUCAUCCGAGGAAUCAGAAUGCAAGCAGAAUGCAUUGGAAAAAUGUGAUGUGUGUCUCACUGACAACAAAGUACGUUUGCUUCUAGACCAAGAACUUGAAUCAGCAUCCCAGAAAGUGGAAGAGGUGCAUAAAUGCCCUAAGCCGCUCGCUCUGAAGUGUGGCAGGGCGGCGUACAACGUGGAGAGGCAUACUCCAAGGACCAGGGUCAGACCUGUAAGUUUGCCUGUAGACAGACUACUACUUCUUGCAAGCCCUCCUGGUGAGAGAAAUGGCAGAAAUAUGGGAUACGUAAGUCCUGACAAGUUUUCUAAGAGUCCUGUUUUUGAAGGCGUUAAUAGAAAAGACACCCCUACUACUGUUUGUCCCAAAUAUAAUGGCUUUGACCAGCAAACUGUACACAAAACUCGAGACAGACAGUAUGAACAAGACAACGCAAGUGCCAAAACUGCCAUGAUUGCUCCCAGCACACUACAGGAAAAAGCAGUGCCAGCAAGCAUCCGGGGCCAUGGGGACCAUCCUGCCAGUGCUACCCAACCCAGUAAGCCAUGCACAGAGGCAGGAGGCAGGCCAGCGAAAGAGCUAGCAGAGAGACGGUCCUCCGACUCCUACUCUGCUGUCAGAGCACCCAGGACACUCCAGCCCCAGCACUGGACAACGUUUUAUAAACCCCGCCCUCCCGCCAGCAGUGUCAGGGGCGAUGAGGAGAAGCCAGCUUCGCCCUUGGCAGCAGCACCUCCUGACACAGCUCACGAUCCCCAGUCUCACGGGCUGAAAGCAGUUCCAGACUCAGGCAGCACCUCGGCUUGUCCUGGACAGCCGAUUUUUCCAUCUAAAGAGAACUCUAAGGAGCAUGGCCUGCCCGACGGAAAUCCGACUUGUCAGAGACCGAGGCUGAAACGAAUGCAGCAGUUUGAUGACCUAGAAGAUGAAAUCCCGCAAUUUGUAUAGGGUUGUCAAAGUUCAGGUUUUCUCUUUUUGUUCUAUGUGUGUGUGUGUGUGUGUGUGUGUGUGUGUGUGUGUGUGUGUGAUAUUAUUUGUUUUAUGAAAGAAUGUUUCGACGGGGCCCCUUUUGUACAGGACUGUAAAUUGUGGGUUUUACUUUUUAUCAUUAGACUGUAUUAUCUUCUCUUGGUCAUACUGAAUGGUAGAAUGUUUUUAUAGGGUCUCGUUUGUGCCUCACUGGAAUUAUCUUUAAAUUCUGUGUUUUUUAAUUUGUCCGUAAAACAGGUGGAUUCAUAUUUUUUCAGGUUCAGUUGAUUUUCUCCAUAAAAUCAUCCAUUUAAAAGCAUCCCUAAUAUAUAUGAUGUAGUUCUUAAGUAAUAGGUGCAGUUGGGGAAAAUUAGCUUUAUUUUUUGGAGUGAAAUUAAGUGCUUAUUUAUAAUAUGAAUGUUUCCUAAUGCAAGUGCCUAAAAGGCCUUUGUUUGAUAUGAGUAUGUUUUAUCACACAAUAUUAUCGUACAUUUUUGACCAUUUGUGCGUUUAUGGGAUGUAUGUAAGCUUCUUUAUUUCAAUUGGCAAUUCACUUCAUUUCUUAAUACUUACAUAAUGGCCAAAAGACUUGUAAACUUCUAUUUAAUUGUAUUUUAAUUGAUUGCCAGUUUUACAUGUUGUAGUCAGUUAAAAUCUACAAAGAAUAUGCACUUACGCCCGUUCGAAUUAUAUAGUUCAAGUAAAUCUUACUUGGCUUUAGAUGGUUUUAAUACAUUUGGUAGUUUUUUCACCCUCGGCUUUUUUCUACAUCAACUCUUGGUUU
This is a messenger RNA of Tupaia belangeri chinensis (Chinese tree shrew), 4656 nucleotides long. RefSeq names its product Rho GTPase activating protein 29 (gene ARHGAP29). Gene Ontology annotation, cellular component: cytoplasm. Gene Ontology annotation, biological process: activation of GTPase activity; signal transduction. The transcript is spliced from 22 exons. Gene Ontology annotation, molecular function: GTPase activator activity. NCBI's taxonomy places the organism in Eukaryota, Metazoa, Chordata, Mammalia, Scandentia, Tupaiidae. Bases 51 to 3851 code for a protein of 1266 amino acids. The record is from RefSeq and is a predicted model, not a curated record.